UCACACACACAUCCACUUCCGGACACGGCUGUGCCAGUCAAACCCUCUGCCCUGAGUUUUAUAAUCAGCAUGCGCAGAUCUACCACCACUGACAACGCUAAAGGACUAAACAGCGCGACGCUCGCAAAACUUAAUUCAACUUUUAUUCCCAGGAGAGGUUUGUUCGCAGCUCUCACGGGAGGAUUUCACAAUCUCUGCCCGGUUUGAAUGACAAAGGCGAUCCCGUGGGACAAUUACACGCCUCAACAAAAUGGAUAAAGAGACGGGACUCCGUCCAGCGAUUUUGAUUAUUGCUCUUGUGUUGGUCUGUGAGGGCCGUGUGGUGAAGGUUCCAGUUGGUCCUCUGGUACAUGUAGAGGGGCAAGCUGUCUCCAUUCGCUGUGAUGUGUCUGACUACCAGGGACCCCGAGAUCAGGAAUUUGAGUGGUCUUUCAUCCUUCCAGAGGAUACACUCUUGAUCAUCUCCACCUUUGACAGUAAUAUCGUGGACAAGUCAGUGAAGGACCGGGUUAACAGUGGUGACAUCAGUUAUAAUAAACUGGGAGAUGCUGCUGUUGAACUCAAAUUCAAGAAGGUCAGAGUGACCGACAGUGGCCUGUAUCGCUGCAGUACCCCGAGCACUGAUUCAGUCGUCAGCGGGAACUACUACGCCGAUGUGGAGCUCAAAGUGAUUGGGGACAGUCUGAAGGUGGCUCCAGUCAUUCCCAAGUCAACGGUGUCUGAGGGAGAAUCAGUGGAACUCCAAUGCAACACGACAAAGGGCUUCACAGAGCACACCUUCCUCUCUGUUAUCUGGUCGAUCAGGAAAGGGAGCAGCCCGCUGGAGGAAAUCUUGACAUUUGGGCCGGAUAAUAAGAUCAAAGUAGGAGGCAACUACAGUCAGCGUUACACAGAUGGUGGACUUCAGUUGGACCUUCGUGGAGGUGGUUUUUAUGGAUUGGUCCUGAAGAAAGCAAAGCCGUCAGACCAAGGGGAGUAUGUGUGUACAGCCCAGGAGUGGGUGAGACAGGGUGAAGAAGGAAGAAACUGGCGUAAGAUUCUGGAGAAGUCUGAGGAUAUGGGAAAGGUUGUUGUUACACUCACAGAACUGCAAUUCAAGGUGACCCUUACAGCGUCUCUGAACCCUCAGUCCACCAGUGAGCCCACUGAACUGCGCUGUGAGGUGGUCGACCUACUUCACCUCCAAGAUGGCCGCCUGGGCGUGACCUGGUCCUACUCCACAAACACACCUGGAGAUGUGUCUCAGAAGAAAACCACUAUAGCCUCUGUGAAUGAGCAAGGAGUUCUGAUGGCAAGCAUUGAGUACCAGCAGAGGCUGGACAGUGGGGACAUAGCAGUGACCAGGAGAGAGUCUAAUGUCUUCACUCUGCGAAUGCUUCAGACUCGAGAUGCAGACAUGGGCUCUUAUUCCUGUGCUGUAACAGCAUGGAAGCCCACUCAGCGAAGUGGAUGGGAAAAAGCAAAGGAGGUCCAGUCAGCACCUGUCACUGUUCAAUGGACACCAAAGAUACCAGUUUUGAAAGUUGUAGCCCAUCGUGUGAGAGAAGCCUCGACUGGUGGAUCCACAUUUGAGAUGAGCUGUGAGGUGACUGGACAGAACCUGAAGAAUCCUGGCUACUCUGUGCUCAUCCGCUUUGAGGAGACCUUGGGAGGCACGUCCCGUAAGGUGUUGUCUCUUAGCCAGGACUCAGUCAUGCAGCUCGAGGAGUGGAGCGAGCCGAGCCGCAUUGACAACGUGGUUCUGGAGAAGACUGGGCAGCUCGAGUACCGCUUCCGUUUGUAUGGGGCCCAGGUCACAGAUCGGGGGUUUUAUUAUUGCGACGUCACGGCCUGGACACGGGAUCAGACCCAAGACUGGAUCAAAGCCAUCAGUGCAGUGUCCAACAAGACUGAGAUCGCUUUUGAACACACAGGUCCAGUUUUCAACAUAUCCCUUCAUUCGGAAGCAAACAAUGUGUUACCGGGGGACAAAGUUCACAUGAAGUGUGUCAUAUCCAUCCUGGACACUUCUCAUAACACUGGUGAGAUGAUGUUUGAAGUGCGCUGGUUCCAGAAAACAGCCUGGGCUGUAGAUAACGGAGUCCAACCUCUCAUCAGUAUGGACCGCUGGGGAGUGGUAAAGAAAACCGGCUCCAAUGACACCAGUCUGGAGCGCAUCGACCAGAACACGUUUAUCCUCAGCUUGCACAAGAUUCAGGAUCGAGAUGUGGGAGAAUACUACUGCUCUGCCACACCCUGGCUCCUGUCCCGUGCUACUGGAGCCUGGAACAAAGAGAAGGACCUCACCUCCACUUCAUCAUUUCUAUCCAUCAAACUAGAAUUGUGGGAAUCUUUGAAGAUGCCGGUGGGAUAUGGUUUGACUGCUGCUGUGAUCGCUGGUAUUCUCUCAGUGCUGCUGGGUCUUGCUGUCGCCCACUGCUGUUUCUCCAGGAACCCCAUGCACGUACCCCGUCCCCGCAAAAAUCUUGUGGACCUGGAGAUGGAUUAAACAAGUCCCCCUUUGCACCACUGUGACCCUGCCCAAAUCUACUUCAACCGACUUCAUAUAUUAUGCUUUGGGACACAAUGUGGAUAUGCACAUUGCUUAACGAGAGAUGAAGAACCUGUUUAUAUGCACUCUGAGGAUUGAGCCACUCUAGUUGAGUGCUCCAUAUUCCUCCUUGGGAGCAAUACACUUAUUAUUCUCAGGAAUAGAGCACUGAUGGCCCAAUCCAAAAAAAUUUUUUUCCUCUACACAUCCUGACUGCUGAUAGGAUGAGAGCACUAGGAAUUAAAUAUUUUCUUUAGUACAAACUUGAGACUGCACAAUGGCCAAACCAGCAAUGGUACACUUUUUAUACAUUUGAUGAUAAUUAUUUUAUAGCAAUUAAUCGGAAGGACUCUUAUGAAAGAGCCAAGAACCUGUCAGUUAUGACUGUGACAGAAACUCCAGUUUUAGACUCACCUUUUAAACCAUUGCCGUCCCAUAGGCUUUUUUUGUCACAUUGUCUCCAGACGUCUGUUGCCCCCCCCCCCCCCCCCCCCCCCAUCCCCGCCUGCCUGUCAGAGUUAUGCCAACAACAGUGGGGAACCUAAAAUGAGUGAACUUUUCUCUCUGUGGUAAAGCAUAAUGUUGAUCCACAGGCUAAAGGAAAAGUUUGAUGGAUGGGUUCAAGGCUGCACUGCAUUAUUCUGGGCUCCAGAAGUGACCACUAGAGGGAACAGACCUAACAGGCUAUCAGUCUGUGGCUUGGCUGUGAGCAGCCUACCUUAAAGAUUUCUUGUCUGGUUAGAGGAAUUUCAAAGGCCCUGAUAACUGAUAUCCACACUGUAUUAACUCAUUCCUCACUUGCUCUUUCCUGCCCAAAAACAGUGAGGAAUGCCAAUAUCCAUCUCAGUUUCCUGAACUUGCAUUUUCUUCUUCUUCUCGUCAGAAUGCACUCAUUAUGCCGAUAUUGACAGAACUGACCAGCUCUGACAUGAUUGUAGUAGAUCCUUUAGUACAAAUGCUCUUUAUUCACAAUGUGGGCAGAUAAGUGUUUUCUGAGAAAGGAAGCAGUUGGUGUGUGCGAGAGGUGGUGUCACUCAGAGUGAGAGAGCUAUACAGAGCCACAUUUAUAGACAGAUUUCAAAAAGAAUUUCAUGUUUUACUUUAGUUAAUUUUUGUAUAUUAAUAACUGGAUGUUUUUCUUUUUAAAAUUUUUUGUUAUUUUAUUUUUUAGCUGUGUGAAAUUUUAUGUGCUUUUACCAUCUCUCUAUUUUUUUUGUAUUUUUUUUUUUUUUUUAAGAGGCAAUGUAUAUAUUUGUUUUGUUAUUCAAUGACUGACUCACUCUAGUUCUUAAUGGCAAACAAACAAAAAAUAUAUUUCUCAAUAAAUAAAUAAAAAAGUAUAACAUUGUUGACUUGAGAUUUCGGUUUAUCCCAAAUCUGACGAGAAUCCCUGGGAAAUGCUUGUCUUUUUUUUAUUAUUAUUAUUAUUAAACUUAUAUAUUAUUUAACUUUUUAAAAAGAUAAAAUAGAAAUUUCAAUAUUAACCUUGUUUUUUAUUAUUAUUAUUAUUAUUAUUAACCAUUUUAAUUCAGAAUAUUUUAAUACACAUAUAAUAUACUAAUGAGUUCUUAAGUACUGAAUUCUCCUGGGUGAGAAAAAUUGCUUUAAGUGAUAGCUUGAUCAAAAAUGAAAGUUGGUCAUUUAUUUACUUUCUUGUCAUUUCAAACCUCUGUCUUUCUUCUGGAAAACACAAAUGGAAAUGUUUUGAAAAGUCCUCAUGGAGUUCUUUUAGUCCUUUUUUUUUUUUUUUUUUUUUUAUAUAGUCCAUAUAAUUUUCGUUCUGAAAUUGUAAGUUAUACACAUAAUCUUCCCCUUUCAUCUGGUCUGUUUGAAGAGAAUGUUUCUUAUAGGCGCUAUUAGCUGUGACUCAUAGCCUAUGAGGUUCAUCUUCUGAAGACUAUUAGAAUAGUGGAAGAUCAUUGUUUAUAUACAGACAACUUUGAACUUUGAAGUUCUCUCAUGCAACUAUUUAUUAAUGCUGUAUUUUUCUGUCUUUGUCAAUUACACAAAUACUGAUAUUUGAAACUUUAAUUUGUAAAGUGUUUGAUUUAAGCUUUAUUUCCUAUGUUUCCUCUGUUAAGUUUUGUUCAGAAGAUAUUGAGUAGGGCCCAUUGUUGAAAUCUAAAUUGUCCUAGAGAUUUUCUUUUUAUAUUUGUUCUACCUCCUGUCCUCUAAAGCAUUAAUGUUCGAUACUAAAUUACUUCAUUGUAUCUCACUCGACAGCUCCCAACAUUGGAUUUCCUGUCUGCUUUUGUGAAUGCUUAUGAAGGUUCGUAGUCAUCUUUUUUGUGUGAUGUCAGGCAAAAUUUAUUUCUAGAGCAUCUGAACUAAUUCUUAACACAUUUUUAAACUCCCAAAAGUCAAAUAAACAGUCUUGACUUGAGAGGUCUUGACCGUUGGCACUGA
Molecule: messenger RNA, 4936 nt
Organism: Carassius auratus (goldfish)
Lineage: Eukaryota; Metazoa; Chordata; Actinopteri; Cypriniformes; Cyprinidae
Product: prostaglandin F2 receptor negative regulator-like
Exons: 8
Coding region: 251-2488 (745 amino acids)
Cellular component (GO): membrane
Source: RefSeq, a predicted model, not a curated record